This is a messenger RNA of Naumovozyma castellii, 588 nucleotides long. RefSeq names its product Yet3p (gene YET3). The transcript has a single exon. The record is from RefSeq and is a predicted model, not a curated record. Lineage: Eukaryota; Fungi; Ascomycota; Saccharomycetes; Saccharomycetales; Saccharomycetaceae. The coding region runs from base 1 to 588 and encodes 195 amino acids.
AUGUCAUUGUAUUAUACCCUAGUGUUUGGAAUUCUGGUCGCAGAGAUCAUUGUAUUCUCCAUAUUAGCAUUACCAAUCCCAUCCAAAUUCCGUAAACCAUUAACACUUCUAUUACUAAGACCAUUCAAGAUCCCGACGGUCCAAGUCGCCAUAAAAUGUAUACUUGGAUUUAUCUUAUUAUUGUUUUUGGAUUCGAUUAAUAAAGUUUACAAUAUCAAUCAAGAAUUAACUGAGGCAGGUCGUGCCACGGGCGGUGGCGCUGGUGGAUUGGGGCAAGAGCGUAUUGAAGUGUUAUCAAGGAAAUUUUUUGCCCAACGUAACAUGUAUUUGACAGGUAUUACGUUAUUCCUAACCUUCAUUGUUACUAGAACAUUCAGUUUGGUGAACGAACUGUUAGAUUUGAAGGAAACCUAUCAUACCACUGAAAACAAGUUAGGAAAGGGUAAAUUGAGUAAAUCAGAGCAAGAAAAGAAGGAUAAGGCAAAUGCGGAAUUGAAAGUCAAAUUGACCAAACAAAUUGAGGAGACCGAUAAGGAGAUUGAAAGACUAACUGAGAAAGCUACUCUUUUACAAAAAGAGAUGGAAUAA